Messenger RNA from Caenorhabditis auriculariae, 6871 nucleotides. Lineage: Eukaryota; Metazoa; Nematoda; Chromadorea; Rhabditida; Rhabditidae. The record is from the annotation of a GenBank genome assembly.
AUGGAAAUAGCACGUAAACAUGAGAGAGACGCCGAGAGACGAGGAGGGCGCAGAGAAGUUCCGCCCUUUCAGGUCGUGGAAAACGGACUAUAUUUCCGCAUUAAAGGGGCUCGUGAACCAAAAGUAUUCAGCAGUUUAUUAUUUCACUGCAUUUUGAUCGAUGGACCUCUCUAUCUAUAUUUGGUUUCCUUGAGCUUCUUCCACCUCGACUCAAAGUAAAUAUACACUUCCGGGCAUUUCCCAUGUUAUGAAUGGAAAACAACGUGUGUUUCAGUCGGUCUGCCGGACCCGCCGACGCACGUCCAAGUGGAAGUGGGCCCACAGCCGGGCACGCUCCUCGUCUCCUGGAAAUCGGUCACAAAUCAGCCGAAGCCGCCGUCCCGCGCCGCCGUCCAUUCAUAUUUGAUCUACGCCGACGGCAAGAACAUUGCCCAGGUGCCCAACGAGACAGGUAGGAAUUCUUUCUUUCCUUCUUUUUUGACCCCCGGAAUCGAUUUCUUGGGUUUGGAAGCCAGUAGGUCCUGUUUAAAAAUGUUUUAUUGGCAAAAUUUGACUUUCAACUGAUUCUUUAAUGCUACAGGAGUUCCCCGAUGAUUCAACAGAUUAAUCUGACGCCUUCAAAUGGACCUCAACUUUUUAAAUUCGAAAAAAAGUCAUAAAAAUCAUAUUUUUACUUUCUCUGAUAUUUACAGUUUGAGAUAAAAAGCUACUAAAACAAAAAAAAAGAAGAAAAUUACUCAAAAAAAGAAAAGGAAAAAUAAAAAUGUUUUUGUAGGUUUCGAAAAUUUCACUUAUAACUCUUUCGUUAUAACUUGAACCGUCUGGUCUCUCUGCUCUCUCUUUUCUCUCUCCCGACAAUCUCAUUAUGACGUGCUCUCUUCAUUUUUCUCUGACCUCAGAGCGAGAGAAAAGAGACGCAGAGAUGUCAGACUGUUUCAAGUGGUGGUAAUGGACUAAAUAUGCUGUUAAAAAUUACGGCGUCUUUAUAGGAGCAUGGGUAGAUUUUAUGAAGGUCUCGAGGCGAAAAGACUUUUUUGAGAUCUUUUCGAGUUCAAGUUUGUUGCGUCUUCAAAAAUGCCAAUAAAAUAGUUCAACCUAUCGUUUCUGUUUUUCUCUGUGCCCUCCUCGUCUCUCGGCGACCCUCUCAUUUUGACGUGCUAUUUUCAUGUUUGUCUGACGUCACCGGUGAGGGAACAGAGAGACGCAGACACUCUAAAGUCGUAAAGUAGCGGUGAAUGGACUAUAGCCUUAAACAUGCCAAUCAAAUCAUACAGAUUUUCCAGAAAUGUUCUGAAAAAAAUGAUGACUUUUUUCACUUCAGUUCAAUAUAUUCAAUUUUCCAGCCGACCACGUCUUACUCCGCCUGGCUGACCUAUCCGACGACCCUCCGAUUUUCAUAACUGUCAGGACAAAAACGAAAGAAGGUACAAGAAGUCCUCAGAAAUAUUCACCACAAAAUUGGAAUUUAGGCGCAGUUUCAUCAGACUCGAACGUGGCCCGAGUUCCUCGCACCCCGUACAACCAAGGAGUCCCGGGUCCGAUCGUCGAGAACCCUCUGCUUCUCUCGCAGUCCCAGCAACCUCCGGCCUCUCUCCAACAGCCCCAACUCAUCGACAUGACCUCCUCGUACCCCUCCUACACGACGGCAAACCCGACGGGCAUCUACGGGCAGACGAUGGUCCCGAGCGCGCCCAACCUCAUGCUCAACGGACACCUCCCGACGGCUCCCUACACCGCGCCGUCACGCCUCGUCGGCGCCACCGGAAUGAUGACGUCGUACCAACAGCCGACGUCGGCCGUCGUCCAGCCCUUUGCCACGGUUCCGCCGCCUCCGACACAGCAGAGUCAUCCGCCGGCCACGUCUUACUCUAUCUAUGACAGGUGGGUCGUUUGGCUUGAGUCGUCGGGAAAACUUCUAUUUUUGGGCUAAGACUUGCUGUAAAAGUCAUACUAAAUAUAUGGGCAUCGUAAGCUUCACAUAAAAUCUUGAGAUGCUCAUUUGAAGUUUUUGAAAAUUGAUUAGAAGAUUCCUUGAUGUACCAGAUGAAGAUCUUGAAAGUCUCAUCCUGCCCAACUUUCGAGUUUUUUAGGAAAGGACCAGGUCAACAAAACUCCUCAAAAUCCGUAAAAUCGGCGUGGGCAAUUUUAAGCUUUGAGCCCUUAUUUCUCAAUAAAAGCUGUGUGGGUUGAAACUUUCAGUACCUUUUCUUGGUCCAUUGAAAAGUGUUCGGGCCAAUUUUCAAGGAAUUCCCAAAUCUAAAGUAAAAUGACCUUCCUCCUGAGAAAGUUCAACCAACUGGCCUAAUUUAGACCUUUUUAGGGUUUUCGUAAAGUUUUUUCAAGAGUUUUGUAUAGCUCCGACUUUUUUUUGUGUCUGCGUCUCUGUGUUCCCUCACCGACAAGGUCAAAGAAAUAUGAAAACAGCACGUCAUUGUGAGAGGGUCGCUGAGAGACGAGGAGGGCGCAGAGAAAAAAAGCAGUCGCGAGAAACGAAGUAGAAAACUAGAAAAUUAUGUUUAAAAAAAUGAUGAAUUAUCAACUUUACCUAAUAUUAUUUCUUCAGAAGCGUCCAACCGAACAAGGCCCAACUGUUAAUGUCCCAACCUUCAAUAGCGAAAAUUCCCGCUCAAAUGCCGCCGGUAAUAUUUUCCCAUUCUUUUCCGAAAAAUCGUUAUCUUUGAGGCCUGGAAGACCUCACAAAUGAGCCAAUACUACACGUUCCAUCCGAGUUUCCUUCACACCGAACCGUCAGGACCUGAGGAAAAUCGACCGUCUGUUUUGGAAAUGGAAAAUAGGUUCGUUUUGUUUUUUAGGACAUGAAAGUUCUAGCGAUAUGCUCGGUAAAGCUCCGGACUUUCCUAGUAACCACUUGAGGGGACGGACGCCGCUAAAGGGAUCACUUGAAAUGAUCAGAAACGUUUAGUUCGCGUUUACGAAUACUCUUAGUGAUCACUUAAGUGGAAUUUAAGGUGAACCUGUGAAAAAAAAAAGAAGUUAAUCCUUCCGCAAGUCGCGCUAUUGAAAAUCUGAAUAUUAUUUAUUUUAGCUAUCUGAUGCGACACCGACAGUCGGAAUGGGCCAACGCCCCAGACGCAAGGGCUCGAAUCGAGGCCUACGCCCGGGGAAUCGGAAGAGCCGGCAGUGCCGACGAAAGAAGUGCUGGACCACGACAUCGCCUGGUACCCCCGCGGUUAGCCCGGGUGAAGAGCGAGAGCGGGUUCGGCACCCGAAGCGAGCCCGAUCUCCGACCUCCCACCCUAGAUGACGACUGUCGAUGGUGAGCAUCACCCUUUCUCAAAUAAGCAUGUGGUUCGGUAACGGAUUUUAGGGAAAAAAAUUGGCUUUAAAAAAUUUUGCAAACGUCAGACAGUCUGAAAAUUGGCUACAAUUUAAGAAUUCCUUUUUUGAAAAAAACCAUGUUGAUAACGCCACCCCAACUUCAAGCUUCGCUGAUCAUUUUUCGAGUAAUUCCUUUUCCAGGUUCGUCGCCCUCUUCGACUACUCCCAUCACAUGUCGCCCAACGCCAACGCCGAAACCGAAGAACUCUCGUUUCGGAAACACCAACUCAUCAAAGUAACACCCCCGCUCCAUUUCAUCAUCAAGUCCAAAAUGUCAGGUGUUUGGCGACGUCGACCCUGACGGCUUCUACACCGGCCAGAUCGGCAGCCGCGUCGGCCUCGUCCCCUCGAACAUGGUCAUCGAGAUCGCGAAAGACGAUCUGGCGCCGAGGAGAACCGUGACGGCGGCCGCCGCCGAGCCGACGCUGAGGAGGAUGCGAUGGGGGAGCCUCAAGUCGAGGAGCUACGACCAUGCCGGAGACCGAGUUUCGCAUCACAGGUCGGGGUGAGAUUGAACUUUCAGAAAAACUUGAAAAGCUCAAGCAGACAUCACAAAAAAGAAAAACUGAUCUCUUAGUUUCUUUCAAAAAUAGCUAUAAGUCCCAUCAUUUUAUGCCUGUAUGAUUUAAUUAUCAUGGUCAAGUUCCGAACUUCAAGUUAUUGCUCAAGCUCCGCCCCCAACAAUAAACCAAUCAGAGAACGAGCCAUCCACAGAGCUUUUUCGAAUGACGUCAUUGUACUUUAUAUUAAAAAUCUGAACAGAGUAUAGUUACUUAGAACGGUUUUUGACGAGAGAUUGAUUUUUUUAACUUUGAAUUUUGGUAAAAUUCGAAAAUCUCGUGAACUGGAGGACUAGAAAGUCAAGGAUGGCAAAAAAACGAAAAUUUUUGAUUUCAUUUUUUUUUCCAAUCAUUUUAUCAUUGGAUAUAUCUUUAAAGCAGUAAACAGUUAGAGACUUUUUAGCGAUUUUUUUUUGAGUUUCUUCUUUACUUCAUUCGCACACCUUGAGACUGUUUUUCUCUGAACUCUCUCUUUUUUUCUUGAUAUUUUCACAAUCCCUUGAUAUUGCUGAAGAGAGAAAAGAGACGCAGACAGGUCAGACGGUUCCAAUUUGGGGCGAUUAGGUUUUAUAACCUGGAUACAAAAAAUCAACUUCUCAUACCAAUUCUUCGAAAAAAAGUCUACCCAAUACUAUAAAAAAAAUCUGUCACAAGUAUAACUCGGCCCAUCCAUCAUCCGAAAAAGUCUCUUUGUGGCAAAUUUAAUAUUCAUUAAAUUCCUUUGCAGAGCCCAACAGAACUACGCUUCGUUAGACCGACGAGACGAUAGGCCUGAACGAUCAGAAAGACAUCGGAGGACCAACGGAAGAGCUGAUUACGAUUAUAGGUAUCGGAAUAGAUGAUAUGAGGUAAACUGGUGGAUUUCAGUAGAAGAGACCACGAUCGGGACCGCGACUACGACGAUAGAUACAUGAGGGAUAGAGAAGCGUCUAGAGAGCCCAGAGAUCGAAGAGAAAGAGACAUGCGCGACGAUUAUCGCAGUCGCGACAGGGACUACCGUGAUCGCGACGACGAGGAGUACGGCCGCGACAGAUAUCGCGAUCGCGACCGUGACCGCGACCACAGAGAACGCGACCGAGGCUACGACGAUCGCAUGCGAAGGCCGGAAGCCGCCUAUUCCAGAGACCGAGACCCGUACGCUCCAGAAUCCGGCUUCCGAAGAGACCGAAGUCAGCAGCCAAGAGGAGACGAAGCGUACCGAGAAGACCCCGCCAGAACCGUCUAUGACUAUCCGCCCGGAGCCCAAGGUCGCUACGAGCCGCAGAUCCCGGGCUCGAGCAACCAGAUGCACCAGAAUCCCAGCCAGAUGAACCAGAUGAACCAACUCAGCAAUCAGAUGGGACAGAUGCAAAUGGGAGGGCCUUACCCAACACAACAGCCCCAGCAACAACAGCCCCAAGGCUUGGGAAGCUCCUCGGCUCUGGGCGGCAUGGGCGGUGCUGGAAUGAUGCCGACGGUACCUGCCGAAGGGACUUUCAACGGCCUUCCGGUCCGAAAAAUGGUCGCCAAGUUCGACUACGACUCGCGGCAGCUGAGUCCGAACGUCGACGCCGAGCAGGUCGAGCUGUCGUUCCGACAAGGCGACGUCAUCGUCGUGUACGGCGAGAUGGACGAGGACGGCUUCUACAUGGGAGAGCUGAACGGUCUGAGAGGACUCGUCCCUUCGAACUUCCUCCAGUCGUCGCCCUUGACGACGCUGGGCCCGUCGCAGCCGACGGAGCCGAUGCGGAAAGGGGUAGCCUUCUCCGACAUGACCGCCGUCCGAAGGAACGCACCUGUCAGACAGGUAAUCUGAUAAAAAAAACUUAUAAGGAAGGUAACUUCGGAGUUUCAUUGGCCAUAACUCUUCUUCAUGUACCAGAUAAAGAACCUGAAAAUCUCAUUCAAGGACAUUUUUCCAGACAUCUCAAACGUCGACCGGAGCCGCGUCUGGAAGCACGACAGCAGCCGCGAAGCCGGCGGCCAAGAAAUCGACCGCCGGACAGUCGGCCAAGCCGCUCACCAAGAAGACCAGCGACGUCGGCAAGGUACGGUUGAAUCUGGGAAACUUUUUAGUUGCCACUAUAGGGGCUCGCCAAGGACUUGGAGAGGACACUGAAGUGGCCACUAUUUUCCGUUUUAGUGGUCACUUUAGAGGUUCUCGAUUUAGUGACCCCUUCAGUAGUUUUUCAUCCAAUAUUAUUAUCAGUAUAAUUUUAAAACAAACAGAUUGGACCAGUUAUAUUGAUCCAUUGACCCCUAAAGUGGCCACUAAAAUUUUUAGUGGUCUAAUAGUAGCACUUAAACCUCUAUAGUGGCCACUAACUUGACUACUAUAGUGACCACUAAAAAUUUUCCCAGUAGGGUUUCUUCUAAGGUACAUGCUUUGAUCCCAUUUGGGCUCCUUUUAAAAUUUAGAUUUUUUUGUUACAUGCUCCUUCCAACUUUCCUGUUUCAGGAGCCAUUUCUAACGAGAAUCAAUUUAAUUUUUUUCAAUGUGAUAAUGAACGGCAAAAUGUUGUCUAUAGGGGUAAUCUUGGAGGCUUUUAAAUAAUGGACCACAUUACCUCCCCUGUAGGGGCCACUAAAGCUUGCAAAGGUGACCCCUAGAGGGGAUAAUGCUAGGCUUAUUGUUAUGAACAUAUGAGGAGCUGAAAAAAAAAAAUCAAAAGACCACUAUAGGGAGCACUUGAGCUUUAGGGGCCAGAACGUAAUCCCCUAUAGCGACCACCUAAAUUUUACCCCUAAAGGAGCAUUUUUGCGCUUCUAGGGGAUGUUUUUCCCCUAACCCCUGGAGGGACCGCUCUGCCGUUCCUAAGCGCUUCUGAAUUCGAAAAAGAACCUCACUUCUGAAUUAAAACUCGAAUUUUUCCAGAAUUCUGUGCCAAACGCGAGGAAAACGAGUACGGCCGUCAAGAAAAGCGAUUCAACAGCUAAGGUAAAAAUUAAAAGAUUGAAAAAUAAAUAAAAAAUAAAAAUUUCAGAAAAAAUGA